This is a messenger RNA of Rhodofomes roseus, 1515 nucleotides long. RefSeq names its product autophagy protein 16-domain-containing protein. The transcript is spliced from 8 exons. The record is from RefSeq and is a predicted model, not a curated record. NCBI's taxonomy places the organism in Eukaryota, Fungi, Basidiomycota, Agaricomycetes, Polyporales, Fomitopsidaceae. Gene Ontology annotation, cellular component: autophagosome membrane. Gene Ontology annotation, biological process: autophagosome assembly. The coding region runs from base 1 to 1515 and encodes 504 amino acids.
AUGGGCGAGCCAGCCUGGCAAGAGACCCUCCGGGUCCGCCUCGUCGACCGCAACGCGCAAGAAUCGUCCUACGCGUCGAUAAUCGAGCAAUAUCGCAGAUUGGCCCAGCAGACCAAGCUACUGAAAGAACGCAAUGCAUCGCUCUUGCGUGCGAUGGGUAGUGCACGAGCGAACCCUAAUCCAAGCAGCUCAACCGUCUAUGUACCCGGGUCGGGAGAGGACAACCCCGUACGAGCCGCGUAUAUCACAUCUCUGGAAUCCCAAAUCUCGUCAUUACGAGAUGAGCUCGCCACGGUGUACAAAACGCAAGGCCAGAAUGCGCAGAGACUACUGGCCAUGAACGAGACGUUACGAGAGAAGGAGGAGUUGUCCCGAAUCGACUCCGAGGACCUCAGGAAAGCACGCGAUGAGAUCGCGGCGCUGAGGAAGAAGGUUGAGCAGCAUAGCGAGCUGAUGGCUGAGAAGGACAGGACUGCUCAGAUUCUCCACGACGAGAUCAACACGUUACAGCUGGAGCUCACCCAGAUCGAGGAGAGGAACGCCAUUCUGACGAAGGAUAACGCAAAGCUCCUCCAGCGCUGGCUGGACGCAAAACAAGCCGAGGUCAACAAGAUGAACGAGGCCAACGCGUUUUAUGAGGACCUGCAUUCGAAGCGCCAAGCAGCGUUGAACUCGCUUCCAGCGACGCCGUUAGAAGACAAGACUGCAGAUGUCCAGUCGCUCUCGGAGUCGGAGUCGGGAAACGGGGAGGAGACGACGGAAGCCGGAGCAGCGACGACGAAGGAUGGGAUUCAAUCUCCAGAGGAGACGAGCGUGGAUCAGACACCGAAUGGUGUUCAGAGCGUCGCACAGAAUGUCGUGUUAAACAAAGGUCAACCCAUCGUCACUGGUGGGACAUUAGCACCCGCAUCCGCAGUGCACUCCCGCGACGUUGUGCGGAGACCUGUCGUCGGGACUGUAGUCUCGGGAUGGCCCAAAGUUUCAAAUCCUCCACCGCAGCUUUCCGAUAGGGCCCUGGACAAGGACACUGCCGGUGGCAACGCGUACUCAGGAUCUGCGGGUGAUGUGUCGGGUGGCAGCGAAGAGAAUACUAGACACAGCGACCUCAGCUCGUUCUAUCGCCGUACCGACGACGCCGACACCAUGGGCGGGAAUGCCUAUACCGGAAACAGCGGUGACGUGAGCGGUGGCUCUAUCACCAACAUCGCCAACAACGACGGCAUGCCCACGCUCAUGAACAUCGACUCGAACAACGCCGGCCUAGGUGGUACUUCCGCAUCGGGGUGCGCAGCCGGAGGGUACACCGACCAGAACGGCGCCGGUGGAAACGCGUACUCUGGGAGCGCCGGCAAUGCGGAGGGAGGAAGCGUCAACAACGUCGGGGGCAUGGUCAACAUGGGGUCCAACAAUGCCGGAGCAGCGGGUACUUCGAGCACUGGGUGCGCGACGGGAGGCAACGCUAAAUACUACCGCGGCUAUAUGUACUUCUCACAUCUUUCAUCGUUCCAUAUGUAG